Penicillium macrosclerotiorum is the source of this 3411-nucleotide messenger RNA. RefSeq names its product ankyrin repeat protein. Lineage: Eukaryota; Fungi; Ascomycota; Eurotiomycetes; Eurotiales; Aspergillaceae. The transcript is spliced from 2 exons. Bases 1 to 3411 code for a protein of 1136 amino acids. Gene Ontology annotation, molecular function: protein binding. The record is from RefSeq and is a predicted model, not a curated record.
AUGGAUCCGGUGUCAGCGUUUGGCUUGUUCACGGGCGCAAUUCAGGUUCUGCAAGCCAUCGCAUCGACGGUGGGGGGCCUCCGUCAGCUAACCGGGAAAUUGCGGGAGGCUGAUCUGACAAUUCACUCGCUUGUUCAGGAGUUGACGUGUAUCCGGACUGCCUUGACCAGCCUGAAGGAAUGGCUGCGUAUCCACCGAAGUGGCCACAAUGGAGCCAAAAUGAGCGGACUCGACCAAGAUCUGGCGGUGGCGAUGGAUGGAUGUCGUAUAAUCAUGGAUGUCCUGUCUGAAGAGGUAUUUGACUUGGUUCAGAGUGCCCAUAGCAAUGGAGGCAUUGGUUUUGGAACUCGCAUGAAGAUUGUAUGGAACGAUGAGGCCAUGCGAGGCCAUCAAGAGAAGCUUCAUGCUCAAGUGCAGGCACUGCAGCUGCUCCUUCAAGCUACGACGCGUCAGAUCAUUGGGAAAGUCGCGGAUGAUACUGCGACGCUGAAGACCGGCAGGGCAAGUAGGAUAGGCGACGCAGACAAUAUCUCCGAAAGCAGCAGUCGGCGACCAAUUAGCGAUCGCAUUUUUGAUUUCGAUGCCGCUAUCAUUGAUUCUCCUGUAUAUCAGCGAGCUUUGAAUCAGUGGAAUGCCCCCAGUUUACCUCCAGACACACGACCCCAGCAGAGCGAACCCAGCAUCAACAUCAGCCAAACCUCAUUCACAGACGAGGGCUAUGGAAGUUAUCUUUCCGAAAAUAUCAACAAUAGCAUUUCAUCAUCGUGGACUACGCCUACCCAGGUACAUGGACACCUCCUGGCUGUGCCAAACAGUCCUGCGGGUCCAGUUCAUCCCGGACACAAUAGGAGUAUAUCGCAGACUCAAGUGUCCCAGCGGACACAGCCCGGAAAUGCACGAAGAAGUGUCUCAGAUUCGAAAGUAUCACGUCUGCAAUCAUCCGGGUCCAGACUAGAGCGGCUAUCAUCCUUUUUGGGACGUAUGAAUACGUCUAGUCGAAUAAGUUUACGGGUCCCAGCUGGGAACUCACAAUUUGUUUCCACAAGCUCAUUUGCGCGACGCACGAAUCGUUUUAGACCGAACUUUCAUAUCAGCAUUGACCUUUCUAAAUAUGGGGCCUCAGUACCGCCCCUAGUGAAGGCAGCCCAGGUGGGAUCUCGAGAUGAGGUCGAACGGCUCCUCAUACAGGGCGACAAUGUAGAGGAACGGCAUGAAGAAUCAGGCCGCAAUGCUCUGUUGGUUGCCUCGCACUGCGGAAGAAAAGAAGUAGUUGAUCUGUUGAUUCAUUGUGGAGCACAGCUGACCGUAACCGAUGGCUCUGGAGAGACAGCCCUCCACCUUGCCGCAUCUCGUGGGCACUGGGAGACAAUGGAGCUGCUCUUGGUUGAAAGCAGUCUACUGGAUACUCCAAAUCUCAAAGGCCGAACAGCGCUGAGAGUUGCUGCCGACUGUGGUCAGCCAGAAGCUGUACAGGUCCUGCUCAUCCACCACGCUCAAGUCAAUGCCCGUGCAGAAAAUCAAAUGACGGCUUUCCAUGCUGCAGCAAAGCGAGGGGAUGCGGAGAUUCUGCAGCUUUUGUUGAGCAAUGGCGCGGACUUGGAGGCCAAAGAUGGCAUGAUGAUGACGGCCUUGCAUUAUUCAUGCGAGGAGGGCCAUCUGGAUGCUAUAGGGCUAUUACUAAAAUUUAAAGGCAAUAUUGAAGCGCCAGGCCGGGAUCGCAAAACUCCGCUGAUAUGUGCUGCCGAAAAAGGUCAAACAAAAGCCGUUCAACUUCUCUUACAACAGAGAGCUUCUUCACGUAGUGUUGAUGAUACUGGAAUGACUGCACUUCACUGGGCAGCCUACAACGGUCACGAGGAAACGGUCAGAGUUCUCAGUGAGAGAAAAGGUGCUCUAGAAACGGUCAAUAGUGUCGGGCGUACAGCUCUGCACUUGGCAGUUAUGCAGUCGCAGUUCGCUGUGGUGGAGCUAUUGCAACGAAUGGGAAUUCCCCUCGAAAGACGGUGCAAGACCGGCCUUACGGCGCUUCAUUAUGCCUGCAUAGCGGAAAGCUUCGAUAUCACCAGGCUUUUGAUACUGACCGGUGCCGAUAUCGAGGCUGUCGAAUCUCAACAUCAGCAACGGCCUCUGCAUAUUGCAGCAACCAGAGGCUCCAUAUUUAUAUUGGAUGCGUUGUGUGACAAAGGAGCUUCUCUUGAUGCUCGCAAUGGAGUCGGUGACCGACCAAUUUCCGUCGCCAGUCGCUUCGGAAAUGCUGAGAUCGUGCAAAGAUUACUCGACCGUGGAUCACCUCUCUCUCUGAAGUUUGGUGAUGGACCUCGAGAGGAUUCUCCUUUAUGCUUGGCUGCUAUGGGUGGUCAUUGGCACGUUGUUUCCUUGCUGAUAAUGAAUGGCGCAUCCAUUCUGAAGCAGGAUGAGGCAGGCUGGUCACCAAUUCGUUACGCUGUAUAUCAUGGCCACCCGGAUGUGUUACAGUUGCUCCUAUCUAGUGGCAAGAUACCUGAUACCAUAAUUCCCGAUCUUCUUCGCAUGCCUGAAAUCGUUGGGUUUUCUCAUGGUAUUCCGGAGGAUAGAAAGCAUCAAGUCCAGAGCGUUCUCCAGCAAAAUUUGCAUCAAAACCAUCCAAUCGCACCGCCAUCUUCAUUCGGAGCAUCACAUCAAGAGAGUCCGCGCAUCUCCAUGAUUGAAAAUAGCUCUUCUGUUUCCCAGUCAGUUAGUUUUGCCGUUGAAGCAGAUAGCUCCACGCCAUUUGAGCUGCCUGGAAGCUUGGACCAAGUACCGCCCAAUACCAACAAUGGUCCUAUUUCUCCUAGGUCAGACGUAUCUAUUCCGAGACAAACAGAUGACAGAAAUGUCUUGUAUGCAAGUGACAGAGUCACCAAGUUACAGAAUGAGGCCCGCGGGAUAUCAAAAGCCACGCCUUCAAACAAGCGGCGUGUCAGAUCCCGAAGUCGAAGUAUAUCUCGAAACAGAGAAUCGCCACUCUUAUCUGCGACAUUUAUGCCCGUCACGUCCUCUUCAUUUAUAAUGCCCCAAGCGAACCUUUCAUCCACGCAAACGCGAUCCCUCGCAUAUCGUACAAAAAGCGGAACGCUGAAUCGUCUCUCUCUUUCUAAUUCCAACUCAGAUCUCUCCGAGGUCGACCGCAUCCCCCGAACACUUCCUAUGCAAAGAUCAUCAUCGCACCGGGCUGAAUCUAGGACCCGAGCAGAGAUGCAAAAGGAUGAUGAGUCAGACUCGGACUCAAUAUCUUCCGUCUAUACGGCACCGGAGGGGGGGAUUAUUUAUUUGACACUGCUACAAGUAGUGCAGGCGUCGAAUAUUGAAACCCUACCAAAGGUCUUCUGUGAUGUAUAUAAUGGUAAUCAUUUAUUGGAGAAUAUCUACCCGAACAAAUCACAGAAACAGUAG